Bradysia coprophila is the source of this 1186-nucleotide messenger RNA. RefSeq names its product putative odorant receptor 71a. The record is from RefSeq and is a predicted model, not a curated record. Gene Ontology annotation, molecular function: olfactory receptor activity; odorant binding. Gene Ontology annotation, cellular component: plasma membrane. Gene Ontology annotation, biological process: detection of chemical stimulus involved in sensory perception of smell; sensory perception of smell. Lineage: Eukaryota; Metazoa; Arthropoda; Insecta; Diptera; Sciaridae.
AACAUCACUAAAUUCAAAGAUGCAUUUUACUCGAAUUCAUAAAGUAAUCGAUCAAAUGAUUUCUUUGUUUCAUCGGAUCGGGUUUUGGCAUGAAGAGGAGAGGACUACCGUCAGCCAACUCAGAAUUAAGUCAUUCUAUUGUAUCUACCACGCGUCGUAUGUCAGUUCAUUCUUGAUUGGAGCAAUUAAAAAAGAAACAGUAGAUGAAAGUAUUUUCUUAGCGGAAGUGUCUGUUAUUAUUGCAGUUUUAACAAUUAAAUUUUGGAUGUUGCUUUGGAAAAAGAAGCAAAUAAUGCAAUUGCUAAAUCGAGUUUGUGUCUUUUCGAUUCGAUAUGACGAAGAGUUCACAUUUUACAAUGACAGAGUGGAAAAAUUCAUCAAAUUUUUUAUUAUAUUCGCAUGUGCUACUAUGGCCACUGCAUUGGGAUGUUUAAUUUUCCCAUUUAUUGGGAAUACGAAGUCUCUCCUUUUGAACAUUGCGUUUCCAUUUGAUUGGAGAAAUAGUGAAAUUGGGUUUUGGAUGGCGUACAUUUACUUCAAUACCGAAAUGGCUGUAUCGAUUCUUGCGCUAGCGCUUUCCGUUAUAAUUUGGUAUUUAUUGCUGCAAUGUUCCUUAAGAUAUAAAAUUCUAGGUAUGGAAAUACAAACCAUGGGAAGAAUCACAGGUGAAGGUACAGUAAAAAUGACGCAAAAGGAAAAAAACGCCAUUUUUUAUAAGGACUUAGUGGCGUCGAUUAAAGCUCAUCUUCAUUUAAAAGAAAUAACCGACGAAGUGGAAUCAUUUUCAUCGAAACUGUUUCUAUUACAAUUCGCGACCAGUGGCCUUUGCAUUUGCUGUUCAAUUUAUUGCAAUGUUAGUACCAACGUUUUGGAACGACUCAUUCAUGUCUAUACGUUUUUCUACAACAUUUCGGAGUUGUUUAUGAUAACGUACUUCGGGAAUGAAAUUAUGUUGUCGAGUAGUUGUCUUACAUACAGUUUGUUCGAAUCGGAAUGGACCGAACAACCACAUUCGACCAAGAAGUGCAUAAUCAUUUUUGGUGAAUAUUUGAAGCGAUCGCAUGAGAUGCUAAUCGGUAAAUUGUAUCCGUUAACUUUGGACACAUUUACUAGGAUUUUAAAAUCUUCGUACAGCUUGUUCAACAUUCUAAAAAACACUAAGCAAUGAAAAUGGUGUGAGCAGAGG